This is a messenger RNA of Pichia membranifaciens NRRL Y-2026, 3516 nucleotides long. RefSeq lists its product as hypothetical. The coding region runs from base 57 to 3401 and encodes 1114 amino acids. The record is from RefSeq and is a predicted model, not a curated record. The transcript has a single exon. Gene Ontology annotation, cellular component: mediator complex; core mediator complex. Lineage: Eukaryota; Fungi; Ascomycota; Pichiomycetes; Pichiales; Pichiaceae. Gene Ontology annotation, biological process: regulation of transcription by RNA polymerase II. Gene Ontology annotation, molecular function: transcription coregulator activity.
CAGAGGGCACGAUCACGCCGAAGCAACGGUCACAGAGAAGCGGAAGGUUGAGGAAAAUGACUUCUGUGGAAAAUACCCGUGCAGCCAUGGUCGGGGAUUCGUCGUUGACGUUGCCACCUGAGACACAGCAGGUGCAAGGCUCAACAACGACGGCAACAACAACAGCUUCCACGACGACGACGGCAACCACGCCGACAGCGCUGAUGACACCGGCUGCUGCACAAGAUGACCUGGCAGCCAGAAAGGGACCGGUGCCACCGGAAAUUCCACACAUCACGAUGAAUAUGACUCCUCUAAAUGUCAUUCUGGAGCGUGUUGCGCUGGACACGUUCAAAAAGUUGAAGGAGUACUUCAAAUUCCUGGAGUCAGGGACGGAGCCUGAGAUUGUGAAGAAAAAACAGUUUCUUGAACUGCUUGUGAUGUUCAGAGAAAAUUUCGUGAGGUUAUAUGUGCUUUGCAAGUGGUCCAGAAACCACGAUCAAAUCAGCAAGUUGAUAGACCUGUUUGUGUGGUUGAGAGACCAGAACCAGGAGAUUACCAACAGCAUUAUGGCAUUUGGUGCCAUCAAAUCCUCUUUGAUCAGUGCGAAAAUGCCCGAACCCGAUCUUUUAACUUCGUUGGAGGUCUUGCUUCAGGGUAGGCCCAACUUGCCGACAUAUAACUUUCUACCGGCAGAGACUCUAAGCCCCCAGUUUGUGCUGAAGGUGUUGCAUAACCUAAAGGUUGAGCUGUCGAUCAAAAUGUCUCUGCAGAAUAACCUUCCAAAACCUUUCCGGAACUAUGAGAUUAAAGACGGAUGCGUCUUUUUCAAUGUUCCGAACUACUUCUCAUGUGCAUUGUCGACCUUGAAUGAUGAUAGAUUCCAUUUGAUUGAUUUUAAGCUCGGGUUUGCCCUAGUCGGCAAUGAAGUAAAAGAGUCCACCGAAAAAUCAGACCCGAAGACACUUCACACUAUUCAACAGUACUCAAACAGUCUUCUCAAUAGCGAGAAGGGCUUAAGGGAAUUCUACGAACUUCUUUACUCAUAUUCAUUAACAACAAAAAUAUAUCUAUUACAUAAACAGUUGAUAAGUAUGAGAAUGGGACUCUGGAGAGGCCACUUGACACAUAACUACAACGCCGAAAGCUCAUUAAUCACCAUAACAUACUGGGCACAACGAAAGUAUGCUAAGCCGUCAACUAUACAGAUUGGCAUAUUUCAAGAUUCUAAACUAGGUUUCAAAUGGUUUAAAGAUGGCGUCCUUGAUGAAUCUCAUGGGUUGACGUUGGUGGAUGACAGCGAAAAUAUCAAUUUAUUGAAGCUUCUGACGUCAUUGAUAAAACACCAUGUUCAAUGUAUCAUUUCAAGAUUGAAACAGUUACUAAUUGGGUCUGUUGAAGACAUAGAGAAAGCCGUCUCCCUAUCAAAUAAUUCUGAAAAAAUAAUUUUCAGAGUUUCACAAACAAAAGAUGUAAUAUACAGCAUAGAUUCCUUGAGCGGUUCAUGCUACUUUGAGAAUCCAACAAACUUCAUGAAUAGAAGUGCAUUCAAAAUAAAUACAGGAAACAGUCUAGACUUUAUAGAAAUUCUCAAAUUGAAGAUGCUUAUCCAGGAAUCAGAAUUCUCCUCUAUGAUGAAUGCCACUGGUUGGGUAAGUUUGAAAUCAGUUAGACUCAAUCCAGAUGAAAUUUCAAAGCUCAAUAUUGAUUAUUCCAAUUUGAAAAACAAAAGCCUGGAGCCAAUUUUAACAUCGAUAGAUAUAUACAGGCGAAAAGAUUGGCCAAUUGGUUGGUCAAUCCUAGUUGGUACUUUCGGAUUUCAAUCAAAUGCUCAACUUUGGUGUAGCAAAAUCCAGUCCGUUGAAGGCCAAUGGGUCAUUAAUUGGUGCAGUGAGAUUAACGUCAACGAACUAAGCGAUGAAGCUUCUUCGGAAGUGUCAAUCGGCUCCACUCAAACGGACAAUAAAACCGUGGAUGGUAAUGAGCCACGGUCAGAUGAAAAAGCAGAUGUGAACAGCACCAUGUGUGGCUCCAAGUCACUAACGUAUAACUGCUUAAUCAAUCUGAUAAAAAUUUCAAGCUCCAAGUUAAUAUCUAACUUAAUUGUUAAAGAACUUAAAGACCAAGGUUGUGAAUUGAAAAUUUUGAACUCAAACGAUAAACUGGUUAACGACUUUCUACAGAACAAUUUCAAGAUCGAUAACAUGAAUUUAAGUUCGACUGACAAUGCUGUUCUUUUGAUCAAAAAUAAGUCAUUGUUCCAUAUUCAGAGUGCAAAGGAUUCUUUAGUACUAUUGAUUACGAUUAAAAACAGUGACUUGAACGCUAAAAUGUAUGGUAAGCUAAUCAAUGAUAAUGGAGUGAAAAACUUACCAGAUAUUAAGUACAGCGAUGGCAAUUCUACCCAUUUUGAGUACAGUUCCCGAUCAAAAAUUUUUAGUAUCGAAUCAGAAGUUGAUUUAUCACAUCAAUUUGGACCAAUAGUAAAGGAGAAUUUUAUCCGUAAGGACACGAUGAUUUUAUCAAGUAUACUUUCCUUUUUGAACAAGUUCGCAAAGUCGCUAAAUUUAUUGAAAAUAGUCAGUGGCAACCCUGCAUUGAGUAUCAUGAAGGUGCUAUCGGAUGGCGUCACCUUCAAGUAUGGUGAGAAUCAGGAGGAGUAUAUGACUUUAAAGAUUCCGAGACAGGGUAAUGAUAAAAUUAGUAUUGAACUACCAGAAAAAAAUCCUCAUCGCUAUUGCUUGCCUUACUUGAAUGAAAUUUUGUCCAACGAUCAGCUCAAUAAUAUCAACAUCAAAGAGUUUGUGCUUUAUUUGAGGCUCACACUCAAGUUCUGUAGAAAAAUACAUGACCUACGUUCCAGAACAAAAGUUGAGUUGGACAGAUUUAACCUCGAAAAUGAAGAAGUUGACUAUGAAAACAAGCCCGAUGAUUUGCAACAUAUGCCUAGCUAUGGGUAUCUUCCUUUUGUUUGUGGCCUUGAGAGCUUACGUUUAAUCUACUUUAAAUGUGUGAAAGUGGAUACCCAGCAGUCAGCAGGGAAAAAGAAGAACACCAAGAUUGUAUCUGACGUGUUCAAGUUUGAGAUAAAGGUGGAGCUACGCCAUAGGAGUACCUGUGUUUCGAAAAAACACUCCAAGUUCUUUAUUUCCCUCGGCAACUUGAGAACUGAGACCACCGGGAAGAUCACUUCUCCCGCCUCCAUUACUACCGCCUGUGGAGGGAGUGGGAAGGUUUUACACGAUCUUACUACCAAAAUUUCCGAUGUUGUAGGGAGAUACUUCACCGGCGAGGACUUCCCGACGAGUUUGAACAACGGGAGUAUUGUAUUUUUAAGAGACGGGCUAUGCUGUGAUUUUGACAGCAUCGACAAGGUAUUAGAAGACUUGCAUUCCCGUCUGUAUGCUUUGGUAGAUAAAUAAUGAGUUAUCGUGUUCGCCCGCAGACCUCCCGUUCACCCCUCUUCCUUUUCUUUUGUACUUUCUCUGUGUACACUGUGUAACAAUAGCUUGAAAUGUAUCUCGCGUCUGCUGGGUG